Molecule: messenger RNA, 8089 nt
Organism: Homo sapiens (human)
Lineage: Eukaryota; Metazoa; Chordata; Mammalia; Primates; Hominidae
Gene: MED14
Product: mediator complex subunit 14
Exons: 31
Coding region: 122-4588 (1488 amino acids)
Biological process (GO): regulation of transcription by RNA polymerase II
Cellular component (GO): mediator complex; nucleus
Molecular function (GO): transcription coregulator activity
Source: RefSeq, a predicted model, not a curated record
GCAAAGGCCUGAGAAUCACAAGCGCGCGGCCGCUCCCAUUUCUUCGCGAUUCCAGAACCAGAAUUCACGAACAUUUAGAGGAGGCCUCCCCUGGCUGUGUUUGUGCCCCACUUAGGAAGCGAUGGUGGAUUUCUCUGGGCAAAUUGUCGCCUUUACAACGCCAGGGGGCGGAGGCGGGAGGGAGAGCGGCGAGGGUAAGGGCGGGGCAACUGCUGACGUUCCCGGUGACGACUCCGGCUCAGCCCUCACCCUGGUUUCCGGCGGCGCGCGGCUCCCUUUUCCGCUCUCCCGCGCGCUCACAGGUACCGCCUCACUCCCACGCGCCCCCCAGCGCUGCGGUGCUAGACAGCUGAGAGAACAGACACAGACCUGUCGGAAGGUCCUCUGCAGGUCCCCCUUCCGCUCUGCCGAUCGACUUCCGCCUCGGGCAGUCAACAUACUGCCAAGGAAAUCUGAUGUGGAAAGGAAAAUAGAAAUAGUGCAGUUUGCUAGCCGGACACGCCAACUCUUCGUUCGAUUAUUAGCUUUAGUGAAAUGGGCUAAUAAUGCUGGCAAAGUGGAAAAAUGUGCGAUGAUUUCAAGCUUUUUAGAUCAGCAAGCCAUCCUGUUUGUGGACACUGCUGAUCGCCUGGCCUCGUUAGCUAGAGAUGCUCUGGUCCAUGCACGCCUGCCUAGUUUUGCCAUCCCAUAUGCCAUUGAUGUACUAACUACUGGAUCUUACCCACGGCUGCCAACCUGCAUUAGGGACAAAAUUAUUCCUCCAGACCCAAUUACCAAAAUUGAAAAACAAGCCACACUCCAUCAGCUGAAUCAGAUUCUUAGACAUCGGCUUGUAACCACAGAUCUUCCUCCUCAGUUAGCAAAUCUUACAGUUGCAAAUGGCCGGGUGAAGUUUCGUGUUGAAGGAGAAUUUGAAGCCACCUUGACUGUGAUGGGAGAUGACCCUGAUGUUCCAUGGCGUCUUCUCAAGCUAGAAAUUCUAGUUGAGGAUAAGGAAACAGGAGAUGGGCGAGCUUUGGUUCAUAGCAUGCAAAUCAGCUUCAUCCAUCAACUGGUGCAGUCUAGGCUCUUUGCUGAUGAGAAACCUCUUCAGGAUAUGUACAACUGCCUACAUUCUUUCUGUUUAUCACUUCAGUUAGAAGUGUUACAUUCCCAAACUCUAAUGUUAAUCCGAGAACGGUGGGGAGACCUUGUGCAGGUGGAAAGGUAUCAUGCUGGAAAGUGCCUCUCCCUUUCAGUUUGGAAUCAACAGGUUCUUGGGAGAAAAACUGGAACAGCAUCUGUUCACAAAGUUACAAUUAAAAUUGAUGAGAAUGAUGUCUCCAAGCCUUUACAGAUUUUUCACGAUCCUCCUUUGCCAGCUUCUGAUUCCAAAUUAGUAGAAAGAGCCAUGAAGAUCGACCACUUAUCAAUAGAAAAACUCCUGAUUGACAGUGUCCAUGCAAGAGCUCAUCAGAAGCUCCAAGAACUGAAGGCCAUUCUUAGAGGCUUCAAUGCCAAUGAAAACUCUUCCAUAGAGACUGCACUCCCAGCUCUUGUUGUUCCCAUCUUGGAGCCCUGUGGUAAUUCAGAGUGUCUGCACAUUUUUGUAGAUUUACAUUCUGGAAUGUUUCAAUUGAUGCUUUAUGGACUUGACCAGGCCACUCUGGAUGACAUGGAGAAGUCUGUGAAUGAUGAUAUGAAACGAAUCAUACCCUGGAUUCAGCAACUUAAGUUUUGGCUUGGACAACAGCGUUGCAAGCAGUCUAUAAAACAUCUGCCUACGAUAAGCAGUGAAACAUUGCAGCUUUCCAAUUACUCAACUCAUCCUAUUGGAAACCUUUCUAAGAAUAAACUGUUCAUUAAACUUACCCGCCUUCCACAAUACUACAUUGUUGUGGAGAUGUUGGAGGUUCCCAAUAAACCCACACAACUGUCGUACAAGUACUACUUUAUGUCUGUGAAUGCUGCAGAUCGUGAAGACAGCCCUGCAAUGGCAUUGCUGCUGCAGCAGUUCAAGGAAAACAUUCAGGACUUGGUUUUUCGUACAAAAACCGGGAAACAGACCAGAACCAAUGCCAAGCGCAAGUUGUCUGAUGAUCCAUGUCCAGUAGAAUCCAAGAAAACAAAACGAGCAGGAGAAAUGUGUGCCUUCAAUAAAGUUUUAGCCCACUUCGUCGCUAUGUGUGAUACAAAUAUGCCAUUUGUAGGACUUCGGUUGGAGUUGUCCAAUCUGGAGAUUCCACAUCAAGGAGUGCAAGUGGAAGGUGAUGGCUUCAGCCAUGCAAUUCGCUUAUUAAAAAUUCCUCCCUGUAAGGGUAUAACUGAGGAAACCCAAAAGGCUCUGGACCGCUCUCUUCUUGAUUGCACUUUCCGAUUACAAGGUAGAAAUAACCGCACUUGGGUAGCAGAGUUAGUGUUUGCAAAUUGUCCACUUAAUGGCACUUCUACUAGGGAGCAAGGACCAUCCCGGCACGUUUACCUGACAUAUGAAAAUCUGUUGUCUGAGCCUGUUGGUGGUAGAAAGGUGGUUGAAAUGUUUCUUAAUGACUGGAAUAGCAUUGCACGAUUAUAUGAGUGUGUGUUGGAAUUUGCACGUUCUCUACCAGACAUACCUGCUCAUCUAAAUAUUUUCUCAGAAGUUCGUGUUUAUAAUUACCGAAAACUUAUCUUGUGUUAUGGAACCACCAAGGGAAGCUCAAUUAGUAUCCAAUGGAAUUCGAUCCAUCAAAAAUUCCACAUUUCUUUGGGAACUGUUGGCCCAAACUCAGGUUGCAGUAACUGUCACAAUACCAUUCUCCAUCAGCUUCAAGAAAUGUUCAACAAAACACCAAAUGUGGUUCAGUUAUUACAGGUACUGUUUGAUACUCAGGCUCCAUUAAAUGCCAUCAACAAACUCCCCACUGUGCCGAUGUUGGGCUUGACCCAGAGAACCAAUACUGCCUACCAGUGCUUCUCCAUUCUGCCACAGUCGUCCACCCACAUCAGACUGGCCUUCAGGAACAUGUAUUGCAUUGAUAUAUACUGCCGGAGUCGAGGUGUUGUGGCAAUACGGGAUGGUGCCUAUAGUCUUUUUGAUAACAGCAAACUAGUUGAAGGUUUCUAUCCUGCACCAGGACUAAAGACGUUCCUGAAUAUGUUUGUUGACAGCAAUCAGGAUGCUCGAAGAAGGUCUGUAAAUGAGGACGAUAAUCCCCCUUCUCCUAUAGGAGGAGAUAUGAUGGAUUCUUUAAUAUCGCAGCUCCAGCCACCACCCCAGCAACAGCCAUUUCCAAAGCAGCCAGGAACAUCAGGUGCUUAUCCUCUUACUUCACCCCCUACAUCUUAUCAUAGCACAGUCAAUCAGUCUCCCUCAAUGAUGCACACACAGUCUCCAGGAAAUCUGCAUGCUGCCAGCUCCCCCAGUGGGGCUUUGAGAGCCCCAUCACCAGCGUCAUUUGUUCCAACUCCUCCCCCAUCCUCGCAUGGAAUCUCAAUAGGACCAGGGGCCAGUUUUGCUAGUCCACAUGGAACUCUUGACCCUAGUUCCCCAUACACUAUGGUGUCACCAAGUGGACGAGCAGGGAACUGGCCAGGAUCUCCUCAAGUGUCUGGCCCCUCACCAGCAGCACGCAUGCCUGGAAUGUCACCAGCCAACCCCUCACUACAUUCUCCGGUUCCAGAUGCUUCUCAUUCCCCUCGAGCUGGAACAAGUUCUCAAACAAUGCCAACAAACAUGCCUCCACCUCGUAAACUACCUCAGCGCUCUUGGGCGGCAUCCAUACCUACCAUCCUCACUCACAGUGCCUUGAACAUUUUACUGCUGCCCUCUCCAACUCCAGGCCUUGUGCCCGGCCUGGCAGGUAGUUACCUUUGUUCUCCACUUGAGAGAUUCCUUGGAUCAGUCAUCAUGAGACGACAUCUUCAAAGAAUUAUUCAACAAGAAACGCUGCAGCUGAUAAAUUCUAAUGAACCCGGAGUGAUCAUGUUUAAGACUGAUGCACUGAAAUGCAGAGUAGCUCUUAGUCCCAAAACCAACCAAACGCUUCAGCUAAAAGUGACACCUGAAAAUGCAGGACAGUGGAAACCUGAUGAACUUCAAGUUUUGGAGAAAUUCUUUGAAACAAGAGUUGCAGGACCACCAUUUAAAGCUAAUACGUUAAUAGCCUUCACCAAGCUAUUAGGAGCUCCUACACACAUCCUCAGGGAUUGUGUGCACAUUAUGAAGCUGGAGCUGUUCCCUGACCAAGCAACACAGCUAAAAUGGAAUGUUCAGUUUUGCCUGACGAUCCCUCCCAGCGCGCCGCCGAUUGCACCUCCUGGGACGCCUGCUGUGGUGCUGAAAUCCAAAAUGCUAUUUUUUCUUCAACUAACUCAGAAAACAUCGGUCCCUCCCCAAGAACCUGUUAGUAUUAUAGUUCCAAUCAUUUAUGACAUGGCUUCAGGUACAACCCAGCAGGCAGACAUUCCCAGACAGCAGAACUCUUCUGUUGCUGCUCCCAUGAUGGUCAGCAACAUUCUGAAGAGGUUUGCAGAGAUGAAUCCACCACGACAAGGUGAAUGCACAAUAUUUGCAGCUGUUCGUGAUUUAAUGGCUAAUCUUACACUGCCCCCUGGUGGGCGUCCAUAGACACUAUUGUUUUUAAACCAGGAAGGCUGACAGAUGAGACAACAAAAAAAAUCUGAAUUCAGCCUUCAGUUUAAAAAAGGAAAAGGACUUUUUUUUUAAACUUUAAGAGCUAAAUAUUCUAAACUGGCAAAAAUUUUCAGGGUGCACUUCUUUCAUCAAAAUGAUCAUCCAUCUUUUGUAUAAUGAACUUGUAUAGUGUGUUUAAAUGGGACACAUUUCAAAGGAAAUAAAUCAGUGUCCGUUUGCCAGUAAUAAAUUUAAUAUUCUGUUUUAUACUAUAAAGUUAUGAAAAUGCCAAACUUGUUUAUUUAAUUGUUUUCUUAUGUUUUGGGUGUAAUAGUCCUUUUUUGGUUUUUGUUUUGUUUUUUAAGGCAGGUCUGUCAUUUUUGAAUACUGUAAAACUGUGAUAAACUUUAUAUUGAAGCUGUAUUUUAAUAUGACCGCUUUGAAUCCUUACAUGAAAUGUUCUGGGAGUUGUUAUAAACACACCCCAAGGAAGCAAUAUUUAAUAAAACUAGGUCAAAAACAAAACAAAACAGUGACACUCACUUGUGUGUAUAUAAACUCUAGAGACAUCUUAGGCCCUCCCUUCAUCUUUAACCUGGUGGAUGGAGCCAGUUAUUAAUUUAUAAUAAUACAUGUCUGAAAUUUGACCAAAAACAUCUUCUUUAUGUCAAGGUUAAUAUAUUUUCUUCAGACAUUCCUAACUUGACUAGUGGUUAACAUUUAGCACCUUGGUUGUCUUUCAAUAUAUAGGAUUUGGGUGAAAAAUAAGGAACUUAGUCUUUGAGAAGGGACAGUAUGUGGUUCGUAUUGAUCAAGGAUCCCAAAUAAUGCAAUCAUUCUCAUCUGUUGAGGAUGUGGGAACUUUUCUGUCAGGAAAAUUUAGUUUACAGAAUACUUCUGCAUACAACAUUAAUUAGGAAACAAAGAACUUUAAUGCUGUACCUCUGCAUGAAGUUUCUGUGAGCUUUCUUUAUCUUGCUUAACUUAUCCUCCUUUCCUUCCCCACCAAAAUUGGGAUUGUUCUAAACAAUUUCAAUUUAAUUCAUUGUCAACAAAACGAUAGAAUGUUUUGCUUGGAAGAAACCUGGUCCAUUCCCCUCAUUGUGAAGAAUCCCGAAUCCUGGGCCUGUCCAGGGUCAAAUGGAGUUUUUGGUAUUAAUACAUCUCUGCAGGGUUUCUUUUUGGAGCACUGUGCUGUCUUUCCUAGUCAGUCAGGGACUUUUUUAAGCUUCAAAGAACAUGGUCUGAUGCAAAGGUCUUCUACCGACUUCAUGGUAUUUAGGAAAAAUUUUUAAGUGAUAAUACCAUGCCGAGUUACCUGGUCACUGUAAUACUGGUUCUCCAUUAAAAUGUAGAUGCUUUGUCUAAUUCCACUUCAAGAUGAUUUAAUUGAGCUUCUAUAACUAUCAACUAUCAAAUUCUAGUUUCAAGUAUCUCACUGUACCUAUAUCAUAUCUGUUCUCAACUUUGUUUGAUUCUCCACUCAUUUUCAAUCAGAGUUGAAGCCUUCUUUGCCUUUCUUCUUUGUCUUAUUUCUGCCUUCAUCUCCCACUUCUCACCCAACUCUGCCACUGUUCAGGAGCAGUUGACUAAACUUUUAUCCUUCCUUUAACUUAAUCUUUUUAUCCUUCUGUUUUUAGUUCUUACAGUGGUAAUCACAUCAGUUUGGCAAUCUAAGAUGUCUUUAUCAAGGGUCAGCCCUUUUCUAUUUGGAGCUGAAUCUUUUCUUUCAUGUAGAAAUCUACAUGUAUAUACAAGAAAUGUAUUUUUAUCUGCAGGAUAAUAUUGUUUCAAAUAAUUUUAUUAAGAGUUAACUUUUUAGGUAUUUUCCCUUUUAAUGUGGUUUUGAAAUGUUAAUUGCAUUUUUACACAUGAUGCAUUCAGUGGACACUCUUUUUUCCUAAUUAUAACUCAUCUCUGAAUGCAUUGUGCCAAUCAAGAGUAAGAUAGGAUUCAGUGCGCAAAAUUUGCUUUUGAUGCUUAUUAAGAGUAAACCCAUGAAUUUGAAUUUUUAUAUUAUGCUUGGUACUUGGAAUUGAUAUAUACCUUAUUAAAGCUUGAAAACAUUUAGCAUUUGAAUAGUAAGUUUCAUCACAAAUCAUGUCUUUUGCCUCUUUUGUUACCCAGGUUCGAUCAAGGGGACUGGAUGCCCAAGUGAUUUUCUCUAAUAAUCGGGUUGGGACUUAACUUUAAGGUGUUUUCAAUGUGAUUUUAGUAUUUACAGUAAUAAAUAAAAUUUAUACAAAGUUUCAGAGAACUACCAACUCUCUAGUUAAUUUUGAUGAAGAUGUUUUCAUUAAUAGUCUGGUUUAGUAUUAAUUUAACCUUGAAAUAAGAAAUUGGUCCUGAUUUGCCACCUUCAUUUUUCCAUCUGCUGAAAUGCCAUUUCAGAAUGUAUAAAAGUACUUUCAGAAUUAGAAGAAAAGUGAGAGCUUCAGCAGAACGUGUCAAGUCGCUAAUAACAGGAGUCGAACCUUAUGUUUGAAAAUUAACUGAGUGAGUUAAGUGCAAGCAUAAACUAAAAUUUAUAUGACUUUGAAUUUAAGAACCACUAAUAACUGUGUUCUAAUUAACACAGUAAUCUGUUCAGCCAAAGGAUACUAACAGCCAUUCUUUGGACUGUGGUUAAUUUGAUAACUUCAAGAAGUUAUAACUUUGCUACCCUGGAUUCUGAUGCAAUUUCAAUAUAAAAAGUUGUUCCUUUCAUAGUUUUUCCCCCCAAAAGAAGUGCCUAUUACAUUUUACCUUAAUGUUUAUUUAUCAUCCAAGUGUUCUUGAUAUAAAAUCAGUAUACAGAAAAUUUUAAGAGAACUUACAUUCAAGGGACAUAGAGGGAAAAUGUUAAUGUGUAUUUCAUUGUUUCUUGUGGAAUUUUUUUUUCAUUCGGUUUGAGAAUGGACAGUGUGUCUAAGGAUGUGAUUUAAAUUUACUUAGGAUGGAUUUAGCAUUGAGGUUAUUAAGACAAAGUUAGCAGAGGCCAGCCAGCACUGUGCUGCACAACUCCAGGAACUCCAUGGUAUGCUCACAAUUUUCUGCAAGUUGCCUCCACUUCCAAGUGGCCAGUGAUUUGUUAAAAUACCUUGCCCAAGAAUAUAACUGAUUGAUGAAAGGGCAUAUUUAGGUCAAUAUAAAAUAAUAGCAAGUAUUUACUGAGAGCUUACUGUGUGCUAGGCAUUUUCUUAAUAUUUCAAUGUGUAUUUAAUCCUCACAACAACCCAAUGUGGUAGGUUAUUGAUAUCCUCUUCUUAAAAAUGAGUAAAUGGAGGCCCAGAGAAAUGUAAUUUGCCUGAGAUCAAAUUAAGGUUGCUUAAGAUCAAACUGCUAAGAAGGGGCAGUUUGAGUCUGAGCUAGUGCUCCUAAACACUGGACAUUUUUGCUGUGAACCACAGUCGGGAAGGUUUAAUGUUUAGACUCUUUCCUCAGAGGCUUUUAACUACACACAAUUUUGACAUGUUUUCCAAGCUCAGAAAGCUCAUUAAAAACAACUAAAACUGA